CUCACCGGUAAAUACAUCCAGAUGUCUGUUGUUAACCAAACUUAAUAUAAAAAUAAUAAUAAUUUGAAAAUUAUGUUUAAAACGUUUACUAUAGUGUCGGUGGCUCGAGCGAGGACGUUUUAUGUUACGAAAACUAGGUUUCCAAAUUUUUACAGGAACUACUCAAACGAAUCCGUUAAUCGGUCCAAAAAACCAAGUUUGGGUAAAGGUGUAGGGCCGGUAACAUGGCGCAGUUUAGCUAUUGCUUCGGUACUCGGAGGCGGUCUCCUCGGAUUUAUGUUUUAUUUAAAAAGGGAAAAAGAAGCUGCGGCACAAAGGGAAAGGACUAGAAUGUUGGGCAAAGCUGCAAUUGGAGGUCCGUUUGAGCUUGUCGAUUCCAGCGGUAAACUAAGGAAGAAGGACGAUUUUCUCGGCAAAUGGUUGCUCAUUUAUUUCGGCUUUACACACUGCCCCGAUAUCUGUCCGGAUGAAUUAGAAAAAAUGUCUGCGGUAAUAAACGACUUGAAGGCUAUAGAGGAUGGACCUGAUAUCCAGCCAUUAUUUAUAUCUGUAGAUCCCCACCGUGAUACGCCAGAAAUUGUUGGGAAAUAUUGCAAAGAGUUUAAUUCAAACCUCCUAGGCUUGACGGGUACCGAAGAGCAAAUCGCUAAUGUAUGUAAGGUCUUCAGGGUAUACUUUAGUGCCGGGCCAAAGGAUAAAGAUAGUGAUUACAUCGUAGACCACAGCAUAAUUAUGUAUUUGUUAAAUCCAGACGGGGAUUUUGUGGAUUACUAUGGCCAGAAUCGUACCGCCCCUGAGAUUUCAAGUUCGAUUCAAAUCCAUGCUGGAAAGUAUGAAAUUAACAAACGUUAAAUUCACGAUCCACAGGUGUUGCGGAAAAAAGUGUGCUGACCAGUUUUGUGACUGUAUCAAUAAACUUAUCUUUUGCAGUUUGGACUUAAGAUAUAUGAAGAUAUUCUGAGCAUUUAUUUAAUGUUACCAAUAUUGUUACAUAAAAGUUCAAAAUUUCAAUAAAAAUAGCUUAAUUUAA
Cylas formicarius (sweet potato weevil) is the source of this 1030-nucleotide messenger RNA. RefSeq names its product protein SCO1 homolog, mitochondrial (gene Scox). The coding region runs from base 73 to 852 and encodes 259 amino acids. Gene Ontology annotation, biological process: mitochondrial respiratory chain complex IV assembly; intracellular copper ion homeostasis. The record is from RefSeq and is a predicted model, not a curated record. Gene Ontology annotation, cellular component: mitochondrial inner membrane. The transcript has a single exon. Gene Ontology annotation, molecular function: copper ion binding; copper chaperone activity. Lineage: Eukaryota; Metazoa; Arthropoda; Insecta; Coleoptera; Brentidae.